Messenger RNA from Coregonus clupeaformis (lake whitefish), 6633 nucleotides. Its product is annotated as C-Jun-amino-terminal kinase-interacting protein 4-like. The coding region runs from base 327 to 4640 and encodes 1437 amino acids. The transcript has 31 exons. NCBI's taxonomy places the organism in Eukaryota, Metazoa, Chordata, Actinopteri, Salmoniformes, Salmonidae. Gene Ontology annotation, biological process: vesicle-mediated transport. Gene Ontology annotation, molecular function: kinesin binding; signaling receptor complex adaptor activity; JUN kinase binding. The record is from RefSeq and is a predicted model, not a curated record. Gene Ontology annotation, cellular component: cytoplasm.
UGUUGGGAAGUCGGGAUGACAACUGUAGAAAGCGGAGCUAAGUAGCUAGCUAGCGAAAUACUUUUCUAUUUAGCCCCCUUGUAAGUCAACCGUCCAUAGGAGAAAGGGACCGCAACUUGUUGAAAGUCGUUUAUUUUGCUCUUUUGUUUAUUUUCUCCGUAGCUAAUGGUAGCGCGGUUAUAUUUUAGGGACAUUAUUUGGUCUCGCUGCACCACAGAAAUAUAAGGUGGGUUGCUGCUAGCAAGCUUUCCCAAGUAGCGACGCGUAGCUUUUUCCUCCGCUACUGUUAGCCCGCUAGCUGGCGAGAAGAGAGGGGGACAAGAAAAAUGGAGUUGGACGAUGGCGUUCUUUACCAGGACGACUCUGGCAGUUCGGCGAUGAUGUCCGAACGGGUGUCUGGUCUGGCGAGCUCCAUUUACCGAGAGUUUGAACGGUUGAUCUGUCAGUACGACGAGGACGUUGUGAAAGAACUCAUGCCGCUUGUCGUCGCUGUGUUGGAGAACUUGGACUCGGUGUUCGCGGAGAACCAGGAGCACGAAGUCGAGUUAGAGCUUCUGAAAGAGGACAACGAACAACUUGUUACCCAGUAUGAACGGGAGAAAUCGCUCAGAAAAUCUACAGAAGAGAGGUACAUGGUGUUUGAGGACAGUCAGGACACGGAGAAGAAGGACCUUCAGGGUCGACUGGUGAUGCUGGAGUCUCACACACGUCAAAUGGAGCUCAAGACCAGGAACUACUCGGACCAGAUCGGCAGAUUGGAGGAACGAGAAGCCGAGAUGAAGAAGGAGUACAAUGCCCUCCACCAGAGGCACACAGAGAUGAUCCACAGUUACAUGGAGCACUUGGAACGUACAAAACACCAGCAGGAGACAUCGUCGGACACAAGCACAAGCAGAUCAAGGAAGGAACGUCCCAUCUCCAUGGGGUUAUUCCAGUUACCAGGAAGUGAUUUGACCCCUGACCCGCAGAGGGAAACCGUGGAAACGCCGUCUGAACCCUGGAGAUAUAACGACCUAAGCCACCCUUACUCCAACACCAGCCUUAAGUUGGGGGCGCCAGACUCCCCGAGCAGAGGGCAGAGGCUUUCGGCCAAUCAGCAGGCUGAACAGAACCAGGAUGAGAUGUUAAAUGCUAACCGUGGAGGCUCCAAGUCCAACACACCCAUGUCUCCUAAAGGGGGCUCCAGGUCGGGGACCCCCAUGUCCAGCCAAGGAGGAGGCUCCAAAAUGUCCUCGCAACAAGGUGGCUCUAAAUCAGCCACCCCCAUGUCUUCUCAAGGAGGGUCCAAAUCCGGUACCCCCAUUUCAUCUCAAGGGGUAGACUCUAUGUCAGUUACCCCAAUGUCCACGCAAAGCGGUUGCUCCAAAUCUGUCACCCCAAAGUCCAGUCAAGGGGGCGGGUCUAUGUCGGCCACUUCCAUGUCUACUUCCGUGUCUGACGUUGCCAUGGCGUCUGUGGAAACGCCCCUCCAGGAAGAGUUAGAGGAAGUGGGCAAGGGUCUGAACAGGAACCUGGACAGAAGCAACAGGAUGCCAGAGAACAUCAGCAGUAAGAACACCACAGUACAGGAGGGUCAGGAGGGACAGGACUCAGAGCUGAGAGGAGGGGCAGGACCUCUCACAGGCACAGACGCAGCAGAUGACAACACUGAGUCAUCGGAGGUGCAGGCCAUCAUAGAGUCCACUCCUGAACUGGACAUGGACCUCAGUGGCUACGGAGACACCAGUACUCCUACUAAAGGAGUAGGUAUAGAAAACAUGGCGUUCGACAGGAACACAGAGUCUCUGUUUGCGGAGCUGUCCUCGGCAGGACCCGACAUGGAAGUAGACAUAGCAGACAUGGACGAGGGGGCCGACCUGCUCGCAUGGGUGUCAGACUCAGACCGUAACUUCCUGGGUAUGGGUCGUGAAGUGGAGCACCUCAUCCACGAGAACACUCAGCUGCUGGAGACCAGAAAUGCGUUGAACGUGGUGAAGAAUGACCUGAUAGCGCGUGUGGAUGAGCUAUCGUGUGAGAAGGAGGUGUUGCAGGGAGAGCUGGAGGCUGUGACUCAGGCCAAGACCAGACUGGAGGAGAAGAACAAGGAACUGGAAGAGGAACUGAAGAAGGUUCGGUCCGUGGCGGAGGAAGACAAAAGGAAGACUAAGAGUGAGAACAGUGAGGAAGAUGCGGAUGUUCCUACAGCCCAGAGGAAGAGGUUCACCAGAGUAGAGAUGGCCAGAGUCCUCAUGGAGAGGAACCAGUACAAGGAGAGACUGAUGGAGCUACAGGAAGCUGUACGAUGGACAGAGAUGAUACGAGCAUCUAGAGAGAACCCUGCUGCCGCAGACAAGAAGAAAUCCAGCAUCUGGCAGUUCGUUUUCAGCCGGUUGUUCAGUUCAAGUGGCGCAGCGGCUAAGAAGCCGGCGGAGGCGGCUCCGGUCAACGUGAAGUACAAUGCCCCCUCCUCCCAGGUCCAGCCCUCCGUAAAGAAGAGGAGUGCAGCGCUGCAACAGUUACCCAGCGACAAGAGCAAGGCCUUCGACUUCCUCAAUGAGGAGUCUGAGGCAGGCAACAUGGUGUCUCGUAGGGAGCAGAAGAGAGCCCAGUACAGACAGGUGAAAGCCCACGUUGAGAAGGAGGAGGACAGCCGGGUACAGGCCUACGGGUGGAGCCUGCCGCAGAAAUUCAAGGUGGCCAACGGUGGUCAGACGUCAGAGAACAAGAUGAAGAAUCUACCUGUACCGGUCUACCUCCGACCACUGGAUGAGAAAGAUGCUACCAUGAAGCUGUGGUGUGCUGUGGGUGUGAACCUGUCGGGGGGUAAGACUCGUGACGGCGGUUCAAUAGUAGGAGCCAGUGUGUUCUACAGUGACCUGACCAGCCCUGGUACUGAGAGCCCUCAUAGCAAGAUAGGAUCACAGAGCAGUCUGGACAAACUGGACCAGGACCUAAAGGAGCAGGAGAAGGAGCGGCAUCACCAGGAGGAGCUGUCCUCUCUGGUGUGGAUCUGUACCAGUACUCAGGCCACCACUAAGGUCAUCGUCAUCGAUGCCAACCAGCCUGGGAACGUCCUGGAGAACUUCUUUGUCUGCAACUCCCACGUCCUCUGCAUGGCCAGCGUGCCAGGUGCCAGAGAGACCGACUACCCGGCAGGGGAGGAGGUACCCCAUAACCUGAAGGCGGGGUCAGGUGCUGAGGGCGGGACUCUGGAAGCCAGCACAACCAGCAGCGGCUCAGGGGGCGAAGCUGGAGUGCUGGCAGGGAUCAAUGUGGUUGGCUGCUCUACCGAGGGGGAGGUGGCUGCCCCCCAGACAGCAGUCACAGAGAAUGAGACAGACACCGACUCCAAGGCUGCAGAGGAGGCUACUGAAGCUACAGAGGCCAGUGCAGGUCCUGCAGGCCCGGAGCAUGACUUAAGUCAGAGGGGAGUCUACACUGAACAUGUCUUCACUGACCCUCUGUGUGUUCAGAGUACUAGUCCUGGGAAGACGCCAGCCAACUACACACAGAGGGAGUCUGAUCUGGUAAAGGAUGGUGUGAGCUCCAACCCUAACCCAGAGGAACAGGACCUGAUGAGAGAAGAAGCCCAGAAGAUGAGCAGUGUUUUACCUACCAUGUGGCUGGGGGCACAGAACGGAUGUGUGUACGUGCACUCGUCAGUGGCCCAGUGGAGGAAGUGUCUCCACUCUAUAAAGCUGAAGGACUCUGUCCUGGGCAUCGUCCAUGUGAAGGGGAGAGUGUUGGUGUCUCUGGCUGAUGGAACACUGGCUAUCUUCCACAGAGGAGUGGAUGGUCAGUGGGAUCUGACCAACUACCACCUGUUAGACCUGGGCAGACCCCACCACUCUAUCCGCUGUAUGACCGUGGUUCACGACAAGGUCUGGUGUGGCUUCAGGAACAAGAUCUACGUGGUCCAGCCCAAAGCCAUGAAGAUAGAGAAGUCGUUUGAUGCCCACCCCCGUAAGGAGAGCCAGGUGAGACAGCUGGCGUGGGAUGGAGAUGGUAUCUGGGUGUCCAUCCGACUGGACUCUACUCUGAGACUGUUCCACGCCCACACACACCAACACCUGCAGGACGUCGACAUAGAGCCCUACGUCAGCAAGAUGCUGGGUACGGGGAAACUGGGCUUCUCGUUUGUCAGGAUCACAGCUCUCAUGGUGUCCUGUAACUGUCUCUGGGUCGGCACCGGCAACGGAGUCAUCAUCUCUAUACCUCUCACUGACACCGAUAAGGUGACAGCGGGGCCAGGUAAACCUGGUGGAGUGAUCCGUGUGUAUGGAGAUGAGAACAGUGACAAGGUGACAGCUGGAACCUUCGUACCCUUCUGCUCCAUGGCUCAUGCUCAGCUCUGUUUCCAUGGUCACCGAGACGCCGUCAAGUUCUUCACGGCUGUCCCAGGUCAGGUGAUCCCGUCAGGUGCUGGCGAAGCAGCAGAGGUGGGGAGUGACAAGGGGGUAGGGGAGCACCCUCAACAGCAACUGGACAGGUCUGUUCUGGUGAUGAGUGGCGGAGAGGGAUACAUCGACUUCAGGAUGGGUGACGAGGCUGGGGAAACUGAGGAGCCACUGGAUGAGCACACUCUGAAGCUGCAGCCGUUCCUGGCUAAAGCUGAGAGGAGUCACCUGAUCGUCUGGCAGGUCAUGGGCAGUCAGGCCUGAACUUUAACCCCUGAUCUCUGACCCUGCCACAGAGAUUAGGAGUGGGAGGAGCCUGCUCAAAGCAGGAACAAGCUGCCCAAUCAGAUUCACUCUUCUGCAUGUUUCUUUUUGUUUUACGGUUAUUUGUUUAUUUAAUUUUAAAUUUGACUGAUUGUAUCGAAUUUUAAAUCUGAUACAAGCCUGUUGCUCUUCUAUCAUUACUAUAAUUAUUAUUAUUACUAUAAUUAUUAUUAUUGAAAACAAAAUCAUUUCUGUUUAUUUAAUUUUCUUAGGUCAUGUUUUGCACAUGGUUUUCUAUUGGACGCUUAGUGUCCAACCCCUCUGUCCAAAUACUGUGUGGUGAUUGGUGGAAUCCAUGUAUGUUCAGGGUGUGUCUUUGGCCACACCCUUGUCCUCAUCUCUGCUUCCUUUCAGUAAAGGACAGAGAGGAGACAAUACUGUAUGAAACUCUACGAGACACAGGAUAAUAAUGAUGUCUGUGUUUGAACUGCAAAACCAAAUCAACCGCAUGAUGUCUCACGUCGUCCAAUAAGAAAGCAAGGAUUACAGGACAAUCCAGCGAGGGAGCCAAUCCUCUGUCCUAAAUGACAUAGGUGUGCUCUUCUUGCAUGCUCAUUUGUGUUUAAUUUUGUGAGAACAUGGAUGUUGAUUGUAUGCAAGACAGUUUAAUCAAUUGUCAGUUUUCUGGACCUGGGAUCAGUGUUGUUCUCCAUGACUAUGAUGUAUGUUUAGGAAAACCUAAUAGAUCACAGAUCAAUCAUGUCUGUAGCUGCAGGGUCAGAGAAUCGCCCUAUUCCAAUACUUAAAAAUGCAUCCUCCCUUCCUAGGGGUAAUUACAACUGGGUUGGAUUGAUGAUUGAAAUAAUAGAAUGGAGACAGAUUAGUUAUUAAUUACCUCACGGAAGGUAGGUAGGAAGGCAGGGUUGCACUUUAAGAGUGUUGGAACAGGGUCUCUGACUUUAGUUUCUGGGCUGCUGCUCUCCCGUCUUCCUUCCCACCAGCUAGAGUUUGCAGACAUUUUACGAAAAUCAACGGCUGCCUUAGGUUUGAAAGUUACAAAAAAACAAAACAUUAUGGACUUUUGAAGUGUGACCGAGUAUUUAUACCUAUGUAAAAGGAUGUUACACAGACGGUUACCAAAGGAAAAUAAUUUCAGUUGAUCAGAAUAAUGUAAAUGUACGGCAUUGUAGCAGCAUUUUCAGCCAGUCUCUCUGUAGAUACAAUAAUAUUUUGACAGACAGUCUCUUUAUAAGGUUCAUGGUGUAUAGAUAGAUGGAUAGAAAGAUAUAUUUUUAAGCUAUCAUCUCUGCAAAUGAACUAAGAGCAUUUUCUAGAGAGCAGAGAUGUGAGAGUGUAUAAUAGCUGGUUUCUCUGCUUCUGGAGUCUUUUGUAUGCUGAGAGUAGAUGUUACCCAUAGGCACAGAUCUAGGAUCAAUUUACCCUCCAAAUCCCAACGUGAACAAUUAGGGGGGAACAACUCAACACUGACCUUAGAUAAGCAUCUAGGGGCAACGUCUUCCUUUUACCUUUUGUACACUAGGGGACAGGGUGACUGUGAACUCUGACCGAACAGGAUCCCUCCUGAUAGGUUGACAUGAUACUGAAGUGUUCAGAGACUAUUUUAAGCCUAUUUUUAUUAUUGACUUUUUGUACAUUUGUCUUUUUGACCCUAAUCUGUGGUUGCGUCUAGAUGGGGAGGAAGGUGUCAUUUGACACACUCGGUCGGUGUCUGGUCUGUGUACCAGCAGAUUGUGCUGGUGAGUGUUACUCCGGAGUCUGUCCUGAGGAGUGAACAAGGGUGUGUGUGCGUGUGUGCCUUUGUGCCUGUCAGUGUGUGUGUGUUUCUCCUCUCCAGGAGAAGAGGCGCCUCAUAUCGCAGUUUAGCCAUUUCAGUAUUUAUUUCUAUGAAAGAGCCUUUGCAGUUCAGAAUGUAACUUUGUACAAUAUGAAAUAUGACUAUAUAUGAAUAUAAAAUGUAUAUCAAACAUUGAAA